Molecule: messenger RNA, 5679 nt
Organism: Meriones unguiculatus (Mongolian gerbil)
Lineage: Eukaryota; Metazoa; Chordata; Mammalia; Rodentia; Muridae
Gene: Klhl33
Product: kelch like family member 33
Exons: 4
Coding region: 351-2729 (792 amino acids)
Molecular function (GO): protein binding
Source: RefSeq, a predicted model, not a curated record
GUAGCUAUAAUUAGCCAAGUGGGGGCACUGCUGAGGUCUGCACACAGCAGUGUGACUGGGAUCUCGGGAACUCGAGUGAGGGCAAGCAGAAGCCUGCUGUCUCCUGCCCGGGAACUGAGCAGGGGUUGACCCUGGGCUGGAUGUUUACAGGUGCUUGCGGUUUUGUUGCCCUUGGUGAACCCUUUAAUCAACUCCGUAUAGCCCGCUAUUCCAACGUCAGUGUGUCGCUUGGGGUGGAGUGAGUGGCUGACAGCUGAACUGAAGACAGUUCUGCUUCUCCGAGUGCAGCUCGGGCAUCCUUCUCCCAUGCCUGCUCGCCUGCAGCUAUCUCACCAGCCUGAGCCGUGAAGAUGGCUCACCUUUCCUCAGACUUGGAGCACGUCUCCCUUUCUAUCCAGAAGGACAGUCUUGAACUCCCCUUGCCUGCCGGAAGGACCUCCUCCUGGUCUCCCUCUCCCGAUGAGGAUCCUGGUUUGCUUCCCUAUUCUCCGGUGGAGCAUGACCCCAGCACCUUGGUUUCAGAAAGCCUUCCUUUUCCAGCUUCAUCUGUGGAGAGAGGGAAGGAACGGGAUGGCAGCGAUGACUCAGCAGAGCCUGAGAUGCUGUGUAGCACGGAGCACCCCUGGCAGUUCUUCGCUGAAGCGCAGCGGCUGCGGGAGCAAGGGCUGCUUCUGGAUGAAGAGGUGUCAGUUGGGGGACAGGUCUACGGGGUACAUCGGGUGAUCUUGGCCGCAAUUAGCAGCCUCUUCCGAGGCAGGCUGCUGGGCGGCGGAGGUCAGCAGCCCGGCUUCAGCCUCCAGGUGACCCCGAGAGGCUGGGAGGCUGCGCUGACCUUUGCCUACGAGGGCGUGCUGGGCCCCGCCCCGCGGGACGAAGUGCUGGCUGCGGCCGAGGCGCUGGGAGCGCCCCGGGUGAAGAACGCGGCUCGGCUGAGGUCAGAAGGGCUUGGCAGAGCCGGGGACGAGGGAAAGGAACUCAGGCAGGCAGAGGAGCUGAGGGAGAACCUUCGCAGCAUCGAGCGUCUGUAUCGCGAGGGCGUCGGGUGCGACUUGGAGCUGGAGGCAGAGGGCUACCGCCUGCGGGUGCACCGAGUGGCCCUGGCCUGUGGCAGUGAGUUCUUUGGGGCCAUGCUCCUGAGUGGCAUGAGGGAGUCCCAGGGUUCAAAGGUAUCCCUGCGUACCAUCUCUUCUCAAGACCUGAGACUCCUUGUUUCUUUUGCCUACUCUGGAGUUGUACGAGAAAGAUGGCCAGGAUUGCUAAGGGCUGCCCAGGCUGCGCUGCAAUACCAAAGCUCUUCCUGCCUGGAUUUGUGUCAGCGAGCCUUGGCACAGAGCCUCUGCCCUGCCCUUUGCCUGACUUUGUUCCCCAUGGUUGAAGCCCCCGGCUUGGAGAAAGUCUGGGGGAAAGCCCACCGUUACCUCCUCACUCAUCUGCCCGCUGUGGCUUUGUGCCCUACCUUCCCAUCAUUACCGGUCACCUGCCUGGCUGAGCUCCUGGACAGUGACGAACUCCACGUACAGGAAGAGUUUGAGGCUUUCACAGCUGCACGGUGUUGGCUGGCUGCCAACCCUGAGACCCAGGAGUCAGACGCCAAGGCCCUGCUGCGAUGUGUCCGCUUUGGCCGCAUGUCUACCAGAGAGCUGCGAAAGGUGCGGGCGGCGGGGCUCCCCGCACCUCUGCCCCCGGAUCUGCUGUACCAGCUGAUGGUAGAAGCUGAAAUUCCGGGUCAAGAGAGAUGGAGGGAGCCUGACCACGCAUUGGUGGUGAUUGGUGGGGAUGGGCUUAGACCGGAAAUGGACCGAAGACAGCCAUCUUGCAAAGUGUGGUGGGCCCGGGCAUUUCACUGUGGCAUGGGUCUGGUACGAACUGUGGAGUGGUGCCGGCUCCCUAACCUGCCUGCCCCAGGGCGCUUUCGGCACGGAGCUGCGAGCCCAACAGGAAGUGAACUCUAUGUGUGUGGAGGACAGGAUUUCUACAGCCACACCAGCACUCUGGCUUCAACUCUCAGGUGGAGCCCCAGUCAAGAAGACUGGGAGGAGAUGGCACCUUUGUGCCAGGCUCGGAGCUUCUUCCCUCUGGUGGUAUUUGAUGGACAACUUUAUGCUCUGGGUGGACGAGACAAUGGUGUGGCCCUUAAUUCUGUUGAGACCUAUAACCCUGAACUCAAUGUCUGGAGGCCAGCACCUGCUCUUCCAGCACCAUGCUUUGCCCAUGCAGCUGCAACCCUCGAGGGCCGACUGUAUGUGAGCGGUGGCUGCAGUGGGACUGGCCAGUACUUGGACUCACUGAUGCACUAUGACCCCAAACUUGAGAAGCCGGGGACACUUUUGAGCCCAAUGGGAGUAGCCCGGGCUGGUCAUGUGAUGGCUGCUCUGGGUGGGAAGUUGUAUGUGGCAGGUGGAAUAGGCGACACCGGGGAUUUACUGAGCUUUGAGUCCUAUGAGCCAAAGGCUGAUUGCUGGACUCGCCUGGCGUCCUUGCCCUCCCCCCACGUGGGGGCUGCAGGUGCUGUGUUACAGGGGGAGCUACUGGUACUAGGGGGCUACAGUCACCUCACUUAUGCCAUCUCCCACCUAGUCCAUGCCUACUGCCCGGGUCUGGACCGCUGGCUCUGCCUGGGGACUCUGCCAAGGCCUCGGGCUGAGAUGCCUGCCUGCAUCUUGAAAUUACCCAGUGUGCAGCACAUAGCUUUGGUCCCUACUCAGCACCAAAACAAACCUGCUGGGUGACGCGGCAGGAUACGAGGGAAGAAGGGGUAAGACAUACCAUGACGGAAGGACAGAAAUUAUGGGAGGAUGAAAAGGUCUUACUUGCUUGUUUACUUUAUUGUUUGUUUUUUGAGACAGGGUUUCUUUGUGUAGGCUUGGCUGGCUUGGACUCGCUUUGUAGACUAGGCUGUCCUUGAACUCACAGAGAUUCUCCUGCCUUUGCCUCCCUGAGUGCUGGGAUUACAGGCAUGUGCUACCACACUCGACCCUUGUUUACUUUUAAACAUUAUUAUUAUUAGAAAGAUUCUUUCUGUUGUAGCUCUGGCUGGCCUCAAACUUACUAUGUAGCCUGGGCUGGUCUCAAACUCAAAGUGUCCUGAGUGCUAAGAUUGCAUGCACUACCCCACCUUGAUUGAGAGGCAUGAUGAUGAUGAUGAGGAUGAUGAUUAUGAUGAUUGACAGGGUCUCUUGUAUCCCAGGAUGGCUCCCUAUGUAGGCAAGGAUGACCCUGAGCUCUUGAUCCUUCCACCUCCAGCUUGAUAAGAGUUGGGAUCACAGACAUAUACUAUCACCCCUGAUUUGUGCUAGUGAGCAAAUUCAGGACUUUCUGCAUGCUAAGCAGAUACUCUGCCUACUUAACUAUACCCUUAACCCUAAAAGAAGGCUUUAUUUUUUGUUUGCUUGUUUUGUUUUAAUAUUUGUUUAUUUAAUGUGUGGAUGUUUUGCUUGCAUGUAUGUGAACACAUGUGUAUCCUGUGCCUGUAAGGACCAGAAGAGGGUGCCAGAUUCUCUGGAAAUGGAGUUAACAGGUGUUUGUGGUCAGCAGUGUAGGUGCUUGGAACUGAACUCUGGUCCUCUGGAAGAGCAAACCACUGAGCCAUCUCUCCAGCCCCUUAUUUUGUGAUUUGAGGCAGUCUCAUUGUGUAGUGCAGAUAAGAGCUUUAUUUUUGAUAGCAUUUUACUCCAUACUGGACCUUGAAGCUCAUAAACUCUCUUUGUGUAAAUGAUCUCAACUAAGAAAAAGGUGAUUCUGGUACUCAUGGGAAAUGGGCCUUGGGGAAAGGAUUGACAAGUAAUACUCAGGUAAGAGAGGCAACCGGGAAGAAGUCCACAAUAAUUAAAGAGGAUUUUUUUUUUUCAAGACAGAGUUUCUCUGUGUAGCCUUUGCUGUUCUGGACUCGCUUUUUAGAGCAGGCUGGCCUUGAAUUUACAGUGAUCUGCCUGCCUCUGCCUCCCAAGCACUGGGAUUAACAGCCAGCGCCACCACAUCAAGCCUUAAAGAGGAAUUUCUGAUAAAAGAAGUACAGUUAGUUGGGAGCUAAAAUUGGAGCUUGUUGGUAGAGUACCUACUUGAAAUGUGCAAGGUUUUGGUUCAAUAAUCUCCGGAAGAAAAAAAAAAUCAAACUUUUGUAGUCAGAAAGUAUAGGGACCAGAAAAACAUUGGGUCAAUUUGGAAAUGGAUGGAGGAAUGUGGAAGGAUUUAAAUAGUCCUCCCUUUCUUGGCACUUGUGCAUUUUACUCUCUCAUCUGCAGGUCACCUGCAUUCUUCUAACAACAUUCUUUCUCGGGUAGUUUUGUAGGCCCACCUUUGCUUCCUAGGCUCCCUGUAGAAUCUUCUGGUUUCUACCUGAGGCAGAACUCCCCAUUAGUUCUGGACAUGGUGGUGUACACUGGGAAUCCUGGCACUUGAGAGAUGGAAGCAGGACGACCGGGACUUGAUACUGUUUCAAGAAAACCAAACCAAACCCAAGAAAACAGACAAAAACACCAGAAAGAAGAUUCUCCCAUCAACAUUUGCACAGCACAGGGACUUGAAGCCAGGCAGGUCUACCAGGCUCAGAUGGGCAUAUUCAGGGGGUAGCAGAGGAGAAAGACAGGCCAACGAGAAAGUAUCCAUGGUAGAAAAUGGAGAGUAUGAGGUUGAAAAGAUGGGAGGAAUCAACUCAAAUGUCUUUUCUUCCCUUAAGAUGAAUUCAGAAAUCAGGACUAGAAAAGGGACAAUUGUGUUUGGUCCCAUGGGAUUAAGAGGAUGGAAGAACAUGGCUGAGGAAAAGUGCAAAAUAAAAGAAAGCAGUUGGAAAAGAAGUUUCUUCUAGGCAGUCUCUUCCCUUUUGAAUUAUUUUGAACCUGUUUUCCCCUACUUUUUGUUUAGGUUUUUGUUUGUUUUGUAGUUGUUUUAGACACGGUCUUAUGUAGCCUAGGCUACCCUGGAACUCAUUGUUUAGCUGAGGAUGACCUUGAACUUCUGAUCCUCCUGCUUCCAACACCAGAGUGCUGGGACUACAGGUGUAGACCACCAUGUUGAGCAAUGUGUCUUUGUUUAAGGUAGGCAAGGAAUAUAGUUGAAAAUGAAAAAGGUUACAUAGAAUAUAUAAAAGAAAAAGAAGACUGAAGAAGGAAAGAAAGAAAAUUUGGGAGAUGAACAUUUUUUUUCCUUGAAACCGUUGCAAGAAAAAAUAGGAAUUUCUGAUGAAAGAUUUGUUCAUAAAGAUGGGCUUAAAUAAACAUUUCGUAUGGACAAAAUUAUUCUUGUCUGAAUGUCCCUGCUAUAAACAGCAUUGGAAGUAAAAGUCCCUGUAAUUUGGCUUCUAUAUCAUGAUUCUCUGAAACCACCCUCCAUUCAUCGUUACCAUGAUCUUCUCACCGAGGAGCAAUCCUUGGGCACCCUUGUUUCCCCUCAUCUUUCUUCAGAGUCUGACUGAUUGAAACUGAAUCUCCUUCUAAAACUGUCUCUUCUCCUGGCUCCAGAGGCAGCAUAACCUCCUAGGUUAGCCUUCCAGCCUUCUCUAAUCAAUCCAAAGGCAGAGAUCCUCCCCAAGGAGUGUGCUUUGUCUCUGGUGAAGCUGCCAGCAAGGGCUGAAAACUAUGCUUUAGGUUUGAGCAUUGACAAUGGCUGACCUAGACUGAAAAACUUAACUAACCCACAAAAUUAUUCUCUGACAGCCACACAUAUGCCACAGUACAUACAGCC